Molecule: messenger RNA, 1952 nt
Organism: Saccoglossus kowalevskii
Lineage: Eukaryota; Metazoa; Hemichordata; Enteropneusta; Harrimaniidae
Product: vacuolar protein sorting-associated protein 33B-like
Biological process (GO): vesicle-mediated transport
Source: RefSeq, a predicted model, not a curated record
AUGCUUAGGCAGAUUGCAAGAGACCAGUUAGUUCAUCUGCUGGAAGUCUUAUCAGGUAGAAAAGAUUUGGUGAUAGAUCCAGAGUUAAUGAGGCCAUUAGACAGAAUUGCAGGAGCCUCUUUAUUGAAGCAACAUGGAGUGGACAAGAUAUUCAAGUUGGAGGCAAAUAGACUUCAAGUUGGCUGUGAUCAACGUAUUUACUUAGUUAGACCGAGAAUGACAACUAUGAAAUUGAUAGCUGAUCAUAUCAACUCUGAUAAACACGAGUCUAGAAGUAGAAAAUACAAAAUUAUAUUAGUUCCGAGAAAGUUGUAUGUUUGUGAAAUGAUUCUUGAACAGGAAGGUGUUUAUGGAGAUGUUACAUUUGAAGAGUUCCAUUUAGAUCUAAUCCCACUAGAUAGAGAUAUACUGUCUUUAGAACUUCCUGAAUUUUUUCCUGCUUAUUUUAUGCAUGGUGAUCAAACAUGGUUGCAUACAGUGGCUACAUCACUAGUCACCAUACAGUCAUUAUUUGGAACCAUACCUAAUGUGCAUGGACAGGGAAGAUGUGCCAAGAUGGUUGAGGAUAUGAUGAAGUUGAUCCAAGAAAGACAGGGAGAGCUUAAAUCGGCACUAAAUAAUGAGAUCGGACAUUUAAUAUUACUAGAUAGAGAUAUAGACUAUGUCACACCAUUGUGUUCAACUGUCACGUAUGAAGGAUUACUAGAUGAAAUAUUUGGUAUCAAAAGUGGUUUUUGUGAAUUUGACAAGGACGUUACUGGUUCCGAUAAAAGCACUCGAUUGCUACUCAACUGUGAGGAUAAUAUUUUUGAACAAAUCAGAAACAGGCAUUUCUCUAAUGUGUUUGAAUUUCUGAGUUCAAAGGCCAAGGCUCUACAAGUUGGAUUUAAUAAAAGACACACUUUGGAUUCAGUUGGCGCUAUGAAAAGUUUUGUAGCCAAUGAUUUACGAGGGUUGAAACAACAACACAAGUCUCUAGCUAUUCAUAUUGGAGCAUGUGAAGUGAUUAUGAAGAAAAAAAUAGCCAUGGAUUUUGAAAGACAUAUGAAAGCAGAACACAAUUUAUUGGAAGGGGUUGAUUUAAAGGAUUGCCAUGGUUACAUUGAAGAAUUGAUAUGUAGACAGUUUUUGAUUAACAUUCCUCUGAAACUGCUGUGUCUAAUGUCACUCACACAAGGCGGUCUACCACCAAAAGAUCACAAGUUUUUCAAGACGUUGUUUCUUCAGAGCCAUGGUUACGAACACACGAUCAAUUUUUCAAAGUUAAAAAAGUUAGGCAUAUUUGUUGAACAGCAACAAACGGGAGAAAGUAACAUCAUUGUGGAUAAAGUCACUUCCCUGCAGAAAAAAAGCUUUUUCAAAGCAGUCAGCAAAAAGUUAGCAUUGAGCCAUGGUUACGAACACACGAUCAGUUUUUCAAAGUUAAAAAAGUUAGGCAUAUUUGUUGAACAGCAACAAACUGGAGAAAGUAACAUCAUUGUGGAUAAAGUCACUUCCCUGCAGAAGAAAAGCUUUUUCAAAGCAGUCAGCAAAAAGUUAGCAUUGGUUCCAAAGAUUGAUGACUAUGAUGUGAAAAACCCGGAAGACAUGGGGUACGUCUUCAGCGGUGCAUAUACUCCAAUCUCAUGUAGAUUGGUUGACGAGUUGUUGAUUAGAGGAGGCUGGUCUGGUUUGGAGGAUAUCACCAAACUGUUUCCAGGUCUUACUUUUUCUCAUAUGAAAGCCAAGUCUGCAAAAAGUAAAGGCACAUCAGAUUCAUUAUCGAACAAAGUAGUGUUGGUAUAUUUCCUGGGUGGAUGUACAUUUGCUGAGAUAGCUGCACUGAGAUUACUUGGUAAUAGAAAAGGUUAUAGAUUUAUCGUAGCAACCACGGCAAUAAUCAAUGGCAAUACUCUAAUAGACUCUAUUAUUGAUAAAUUUGAUAAUAAAUAAAAGUAUACAUGCCAGGUUCA